AUGGGCAUGAAAGACGCAUUGCAAGGCGGCAAGGCCCAUUUACAUGCGGGCCGCGAAAAGCUGCACCUGCGUCUCACGGAGCCGAGCAGCUGGAAACUCCCGAAGCAGCACAGCAGUAUCGCACCUCCGGACGUCUGGACCAAUGCCGACCAGGACCCGGUGCCUCCAGAGAAGCUCACAUGGACACAGUGGACGUUUGUCACCUACUGGCUGUCCGACCUCGUCACCAUCUCUGGUUGGGAGGCCGCAAGCUCGAUUGUCACGACUGGACUCUCCGCCACCGACGCCGUGCUCAUCACCUUGGUCGCCGGUAUCUGCAAUGCGAUACCAACUGUGUUGAAUGGAUGCAUCGGCGCGGAUCUACACAUUCCCUUUCCCAUCGCAGCCCGUGCUAGCUACGGAUAUUGGCUGAGCUAUUUUUGCGUCAUAAGCCGUGGUAUACUUGCCCUCUUCUGGUUCGGUGUUCAGAGCGCAGGUGGUGGAGACUGUGUAACUGCUAUGAUCACUGCGAUAUGGCCGAGCUACCAAAGCGUACCAAACCAUCUGCCCGAGUUUGUUGGCGUGACGACGCAAGGAAUGGUGUCGUAUUUUAUUUACUGGCUUAUUCAAUUCCCUCUGCUGCUCAUUCCAACCCACCGGCUUCAAUAUCUCUUCAACGUCAAGGCAUGUCUCGCACUUCCCAUGGCCCUUGCCAUGGUGAUUUACUUGUCUGUAAAAGCCGGAAGUAGCUCGAAUGAGUUCUUCACUGCACCAGCUACAGUCCAUGGCUCUACAAGGGCUUGGUUGUGGCUAUCGAGUUUGACAUCUGUGAUCGGAGGCUAUAGUACCCUCGCAGUCAACAUUCCCGAUUUCUCCAGAUUCAGUCGGAGCAACAGAGAUCCGUGGUGGCAGUUGCCCAUUAUCCCGUUCUUCAAGACCAUAGUUGGCGUCCUAGGAAUUGUGGCAGCCAGUGCAUCUCAACAAAUUUACGGCACGGCCCUGUGGAACCCUCUGGACAUUGUGAACGAGUGGCAAGGAACGCCAGGCGGUCGCGCCGCUGCCUUCUUCUGCGGACUGAUCUGGCUUCUGGCCCAGAUCAGCGUCAACAUCAGCGCCAAUGCCGUCUCCUUUGCCAACGACAUCACGACGCUGGUGCCCAAGUGGUUCAACGUCCGUCGCGGUACCAUUUUUGCCUCCUUUAUCGGCGGUUGGGCCCUUUGCCCGUGGAUCAUCAUGGCGUCGGCGUCGUCCUUUUUGAGCUUCAUGUCGGCAUACGCAAUCUUUAUGGCUCCCAUUGCCGGAAUCCUGGUGACCGAUUAUUGGCUAAUCAAGCGUCGCAAGUACGACGUUCCCGCGCUGUACGACCCCUACGGCAUCUAUCGGUUCGGCUGGGGUGGCAACUGGAGAGCCCUAGUCACCACGUUGCUUGUCAUUGUCCCGCUGCUGCCAGCGCUGGCACAUAAGGUGACGCCAAACAGCGUACACAUUAGCACGGGGUUGCAAAACCUGUUUAGCUUCAAUUGGCUCUACGGAUUUGUAGUGUCAAUUGUCCUCUACUACGUGCUCAAUGUUAUUUUCCCCCACCAGCCGACGCUGAUUGACAAAGUGGUUCCCGGGUAUCCAUAUACGAUUGAGGGGAUCGUGGCGGAUACGGAAAGCCAGAAUUCGACAAGAGAAGCCAAGGAUGAAAUGCCACAGAAAGAUGGACAUGGCCCGAGAUAUUCUGAAGCACAAGAAGUCAUUGGUUCUGCUGUGGCUUAG
Messenger RNA from Pestalotiopsis fici W106-1, 1740 nucleotides. RefSeq lists its product as uncharacterized. Gene Ontology annotation, biological process: nucleobase transport; transmembrane transport. Bases 1 to 1740 code for a protein of 579 amino acids. Gene Ontology annotation, molecular function: nucleobase transmembrane transporter activity. The transcript has 3 exons. NCBI's taxonomy places the organism in Eukaryota, Fungi, Ascomycota, Sordariomycetes, Amphisphaeriales, Sporocadaceae. Gene Ontology annotation, cellular component: plasma membrane. The record is from RefSeq and is a predicted model, not a curated record.